This is a messenger RNA of Mobula hypostoma (lesser devil ray), 514 nucleotides long. RefSeq names its product late histone H2A.2.2. Gene Ontology annotation, molecular function: DNA binding; protein heterodimerization activity; structural constituent of chromatin. The record is from RefSeq and is a predicted model, not a curated record. Bases 1 to 390 code for a protein of 129 amino acids. Gene Ontology annotation, biological process: heterochromatin formation. Gene Ontology annotation, cellular component: nucleosome; chromatin. NCBI's taxonomy places the organism in Eukaryota, Metazoa, Chordata, Chondrichthyes, Myliobatiformes, Myliobatidae. The transcript has a single exon.
AUGAGUGGACGAGGAAAAGGUGGUAAGGCUAAGAGCAAACCCAAGUCUCGCUCGUCCCGCGCCGGACUGCAGUUCCCGGUGGGCCGAGUUCAUAGACUCCUGAGAAAGGGUAAUUAUGCUGAGCGGGUGGGUGCCGGAGCCCCGGUCUAUCUGGCUGCUGUGCUCGAGUAUCUGACGGCUGAAAUUCUCGAGUUGGCCGGCAACGCGGCCCGAGACAACAAGAAGACGCGCAUCAUCCCCAGACACCUGCAGCUGGCCGUCCGCAACGACGAGGAGCUCAACAAGCUGCUGGGAGGAGUGACCAUCGCUCAGGGCGGGGUGCUGCCCAAUAUCCAGGCCGUGCUUUUGCCCAAAAAAAGCGGCGGACCCACCAACCCCAAGGGGAAAUAAAUAAGUAAAGCGUCAGUUUAAAAAACCCAAAGGCUCUUUUCAGAGCCACCCAUAUUGUCUACGGAAAGGGCUGAUAAAGACUGGGGUGACUCCGGCUGUUUUCGAUCUGCGCGUCACUCGUAGC